AUGCAGAUUUCACGGCUAUUAGUGGUUAGUCUAGCCGUUCUAGAAUUAGGGCUGUGCUGCAUAUCCAAUGGCGAGUCGUUACCCCAAGACGGCGCAAGCUCUUUGGGUAUGAGAGAGCUGCUGCAAGAUGACGGAGCCACUAAGACCUUACGAGAGGGCAAGUUUCUGGCGGAGACUCUCGCGGAUGCAGCGGGAGAGGCGACGCAGGCGACUGUUGCUGGUACCAAGGGGAACAACGGAUGGGGUGGAGGGGCGGAGAGCGGUUCAGGGGGGUGGAAGGAUGCGCUGUGGUCGCCAGCGAAGCUGCUGGAUGCUUUUGUGACGAGCCUGUCCAUGAUCCUCGUCAGCGAGAUCGGGGACGAGACGUUCAUCAUCGCUGCUCUCAUGGCCAUGCGCCAUCCGCGCAGCAUUGUGCUGGCUGGAGCGCUCUCUGCUUUGGGAAUCAUGACAGUGCUGUCAACGGGGCUGGGCCUCAUAGUGCCCAACCUCAUUUCAAGAAAGGCCACCAACAGCGCUGCCACGGUGCUGUACACCUUCUUUGGCCUGCGUCUGCUGUACAUCGCAUGGAAGGCGGACCCCAAGGAGUCCGCCGCUAAGGAGAUGGAGGAGGUGGAGGAGAAGCUGGAGAGCGAGGAAAAUGACAAGGGAAGGCACAGAGGCAUUCGCAAGUUCUUUGCUGGCUUCUGCACGCCUGUAUUCCUGGAAGCCUUCAUCCUCACCUUUCUUGCCGAGUGGGGCGAUCGCAGCCAAAUCGCAACCAUUGCUCUGGCAGCGCACAAAAACGCCUUGGGAGUGACGGUGGGGGCGACGUUGGGCCAUGUGGUGUGCACCAGCAUUGCAGUGCACGCUUCGUUAGCAGCAAGCGCGAGCUCAGAACACGACUCAGUCGAUCAAACCGAUCCGGGGUUGCUAUGGGAUUUCUCCUUCGAUUCCGACGAGGACGACGGGCCGCUGCCAGAAACCCCGUCGCGCUGCUUGCUCCACGCCUUCUCAUGGUCGUCGCAUGAAGCGGGGGGAGGAGGGAUUAACGGCCGGUGGUACGACGUUCUUGCGGAACGAGUGGGUGAUUUCAAGGCGAUGGGGUUCUCAGACCUCAUUUUCCCGCCGUGCUGCAAGGCUGCUGAUGGACCAGGUUUCGCUCCAGUGGACUUUUACGACCUCAAUAGUGCGUACGGAACAGAGGCCAGCCUGCGGAAGCUUCUGGCGCAGCUGCACGCAGCAGGGCUGGGCGCGUGCCUCCACGUGGUCGUGAACCGGAUGGGCGGUUUGGUGGACACGAGCGGAUCUGAGCAGCAGCAACAGCAGCAGCAGCAGAUGGGGGGAGGAGGUGGGGUGCCGGGGGGAGUGGGCCCCGGCGAGCCAGGGCUAUCAGAAUGGAACCGACUCACCAACACUGUCGAUGAGCCGGCAGUGUGGCGGCAGGGCGAGCAGGUGGGCAUUGAAGUGCAGGCAGAAGGGGGGAGGAGCAGCGUGAUGGACCAUGGGAACCCCGCAGUGGAGGAGGACUGCAAGGGGUGGCUGCGCUGGCUGCGAUUCGACGUUGGCUUCGAUGCGUGGUGUUUCGACCUCGCCCGUGCCUUCGAUCCUGCAGUAGCCCACUCGUACUGCUGGGAUACGAGCCCCACGUUCGCUGUCGCUGAUGUGUGGACGGAGAUGCGCUACCAGGGCGGCACUCUCGAAUACGACCAAGACGGCCAUCGAGCAUUGCUCGCUGACUGGGUGAAAGCAGCAAAGGGCACACCUCACAUGAUCGACUACACUACAAAGGGCAUACUGCAGGCAGCCGUGCAGAACUGCGAGUACUGGCGCCUCAUAGACCCCCAUCGACCCCCAUUGACCACAAUGCAAAACCUCCUCACCACACCCCACCCUCUCGUAUCUCUCUUUCCUCAGGGCAUACUGCAGGCGGCAGUGCAGAACUGCGAGUACUGGCGCCUCAUAGACCCCCAGGGCAGGCCUCCCGGGCUCAUCGGCUUGCUGCCUGCAAAGGCUGUCACAUUUGUCGACAACCACUCUACAGGCUCCACUCAGCAACACUGGCCGUUCCCCGCCUGGGGUGUCACACUCGGGUAUGUGUACAUUCUGACCCACCCGGGUGUGCCAUGUGUGUUCAUUGACCACCUGUACGAGUGGAACCUUAAGGACCAGAUCCAGAAGCUGCUGGCGAUCCGGCAGCGCAACGGCAUCACAUCGAGGAGUGCGAUCCGCAUCAUGGCGUGCAGCACGCAGCUCUAUGUGGCGCGCACUGGGACUGACGUGGAUGAUGACAGGCUGUUCCGCGGGGUGGUUGUGAAGCUCGGCCCGUCGUUUGACAUGCACGGGACUGCUCCAGAUCCUUCUUGGCAGAUUGCUAUGUCAGGUCAUGACUUCUGCAUAUGGGAAAAGAACACUGAAGCGCAAUGA
Molecule: messenger RNA, 2403 nt
Organism: Closterium sp. Yama58-4
Lineage: Eukaryota; Viridiplantae; Streptophyta; Zygnematophyceae; Desmidiales; Closteriaceae
Source: the annotation of a GenBank genome assembly